Molecule: messenger RNA, 1332 nt
Organism: Blepharisma stoltei
Lineage: Eukaryota; Ciliophora; Heterotrichea; Heterotrichida; Blepharismidae
Source: the annotation of a GenBank genome assembly
AUGGCAGAUAAAGGACUUCUCACAGGAGAGCUGCAGCAGCGAUAUUAUAGAUACAAAAGAUUGCUAGAAGAAAAUAAUUUUAGUAUGCCCACAAAAAAGAUCAUGUUUGGGGUAAGGAUGACAGUCAUGGUUUCUCUUGUAAUUUUUUCAAUCUCUAAUGCAGUGACAGGCAUGGCAGUGCAGAAAACCGAAACUGAAUGCAUAUGGGAUGGCUUCUUCGUCGCCACUCAGCCACUUAAUAAAUAUUUCGAAGAAAAUGAAGGCAUUAAGCAUGGGAUGAUGAUUUUGUCAUCAGCCUUGAUUGACUCCAUUCUAUUCAUUUUCACAAUCCGGUACAUCUUGUGGGGCAAAUCCUGGAGGCCCUUGAUAUGAUUUGUGUCGUUCUAUUUGACUAGAACACUAAUUAUAAUUAAAUAUGUCGGCUUCGUCUAGGUAUGGCCUCCUGGCCAUACAGCCUCGACACAUAUUUAUUAUAUCCGGCAAGGUUUUUCUAGCCUUGAAAUGGGCAGCAAUGCUAUGGUAACCAAUUCUGCAGGUCGUAGAGCCUAGCCCAAGCCCAACUUCGAGACUAGUUUUUUUACCUCGAGGAAAAGGAGGGUUCAGAUUUGGAAAGGGCAAGCCCAGCAGAGUCUACAGGGGAACCUAGAACAAUCGGGCGACUGCCUAGCGUGAAAUUGGGCGUUACGUCCCCAGGAUCUGGACUUAACCCUUUUUGCCGAUAGGCUACCAGAAAUUCCAUUUUUUUGAAUUUCGGAAUGCUAACCUCGUACUCCACUGCCUCAGGAGGCCGCACAAACCCGUAGCCUGCCCACUCAACACUGGAGUUUUUUUUUACAAGAAGGAAGGAGGAGGCCGGACGGAAGGAAGGUCGCAAAGCGGGUGAAUCCCCUAGGGAUCCUCGGCGAUUGCGUUAAAAUUAAGGGCACGAGCCCGUCUAUCUAAUAAGAUAAGACUAGAACACUAAUUCAGAGUGUAUUUAUAAUGAAAUUCCCUGAUGAUAAUUUGUGGGACUAUCCAGGAAUCCCGUCUAUAACGGUAACAUAUCUUCGAACAACUGAUUUUUUCUAUUCAGGGCAUGUAGGGGUCAUGGUAUUCUGUGCGUUGGAGAACAGACAUGAAGGAAAUCGUCUAUUAAUGUAUUUGUCGACUUUUACAGCAUUUUUUGAAUUUUUUGUGCUAUUAGUACUUAGGGCACACUAUGCAGUUGACAUGUUCGCAGGGAUAGUUUUUGCUCACUAUUUUUGGAUUAUUUCAGGAUGGGUUUCUCCUUAUCUUGAUCGAUGGGGCGGGUACAAAGAUUCUCAAGCCGAUUAUAAUAAAUUACAGUUAUAG